This is a messenger RNA of Trematosphaeria pertusa, 543 nucleotides long. RefSeq lists its product as uncharacterized. The transcript has 2 exons. Bases 1 to 543 code for a protein of 180 amino acids. The record is from RefSeq and is a predicted model, not a curated record. Lineage: Eukaryota; Fungi; Ascomycota; Dothideomycetes; Pleosporales; Trematosphaeriaceae.
AUGGAGCGCGGGACGAGGCUCUUCGCAGAGGAGCUCGAGAUCGAUCGCGCGUCAUGGCGGUCGCGUCGGGGCUGCCGGGGCGGCGCUGAUUGGGCGAUGCUCCCUUGCUCCUUCCUUGCGUUUGUCGGCUGGCCCCGCCAAGGCAAGAGCUGCACCUGUUCCAAGGUCCUCACGCUCGCCCUCGCCCUCACCCUCGACCCCGACAUCCUCUUUUUACCCUCGCACCCCCGCCGUCUUCUCUUCGCACCCUCUCUGCAGCACCUUAACGCAGCAUUCGAUUCUAUUCGGCCAUCCAGUGCUCUUUAUCGCGCUCGGCCCGCCGCAACGCUCUCGACCUUCGUCGCCCGUUGCUUUUUAGCGCCGGCCGAAGCGAGUCCGCGCUGCCUCAUCCAGACUCCGCACAGCACACCUACACGCUGCAGUCGAUACAGCGGCUUCCUGUCGACAAUUGACUGCGCUCAACCUGACCAGCACGUCGACUGUCUCUGGGCUGCCGUCAUCGCAAUUUCCCAAACAAACGCCGCCGCCGACCGUGCCCGUUAG